This is a messenger RNA of Leptosomus discolor (cuckoo roller), 405 nucleotides long. The record is from RefSeq and is a predicted model, not a curated record. Lineage: Eukaryota; Metazoa; Chordata; Aves; Leptosomiformes; Leptosomidae.
GCGGCCGUGCUGACCAUCGCCCCGGUCUUCUGCGCCAUGGGGUUGUUGGGCAUCCUGGUGUGCAACCUGCUGAAGAAGAAGGGUUACCACUGCACCGCCGGCAAGGACCCCCAGCCCGGCGGCACCGGUCCCAGCUCCAUCUACCAGCUGGAGGACCCCAAUGAGGACACCAUCGGGGUGCUGGUGCGGUUGAUCACCGAGAAGAAAGGUCAGCGGUGUCCCUGGAGCCAGAAGAAGUGGCCCCAGGUGCUGCCACCGCUCAGUGCCCCCAAGGUCCCCAAACCCGGGGGGCGUCCCGGUGAGGUCACCAUCCUCUCUGUGGGCAGGUUUCGGGUGUCCCGGAUCCCUGAGCUGAGGAGCGAGGUGGGGGGCGAAUCCCCUCGAGGUCCCCUCCCCGCCGGCAGC